AUGAUUGGAGACCUAAAAGAAGUUUACCUUGAUAAUAUGUAUCAUACAGAGAAGUCCUUCCGUUCUAUUGAUGUCUCAGAAGUUAUCGAUUUCGUUCAACAUUACAUUGCACUUUUACUCAGUCCACGCUUUCAAAAGCCUCAAAUGAUUGAUUCAAUUGGAAAAAACUUUGACCAUGUUAAAGAAAUGAAGCAGCUAUUCAAAGCUUUAAGUAAGUACAUCUCAUGGUUUAAUUUUGAACUUGUCAUCAAGUUAGUCAAUACUUUCAUUACUGAUGAGAGAGAUUUACAGAGGAAGUGGUCUACAUAUCGUGACAAAUUAAAAGACUAUUUUAAAAAUAACAAUAUUCCAGCAGUUCAAAUUGCAGACUCAAUUGAGUUUGGUCUUUCUGAUGUUCCAGGCACCAAAGUAAUGAUUGCUAAGGUUGCCAGAGACGACUACACAUCAAAUGAUUUAUAUUUCUUUCACAAGCUAAUUGCUGAUGCACUUGAAGUUCCAAAAUAUAAAUUCUAUUUUUGUACAAUUCAAAAUGGCUGCAUGGAAUUGAAAUAUUCUAUUCCUGAUUUUCUUUACUCUGCUCUUUUUCCAUUAACCAAUCAACAGUGUAAUUCAUUAGCUGAGAUUGGAAUCAUAAAAAUUACUUGUUAUGAAUAUGUACAUGAAAUGAAGCAGUUGCCAGAAAAUGAAUUAAAGAAGCUUCAUGAUUCUCCUAUUGGAUUAAAAGAUGAAGUACAACGAUUGAUUGACAAGACUGGCCUUCAGGAAAAAGGUAAAAAUGGAUGGAGUCCACCAUUAGCUGCUUCAUAUGGUGGCCACAUUGAUGUCCUCUGUCUCCUCAUUGAUGUUUAUCAUUGCGAUCCUUCACAAGGUGAUGAUGAUGGUGUUAAUAGUUUACACAUGGCCUCAUAUAAAGGUCAUCUCAAUAUUGCGCAGUAUCUAGUUAACGAAUGUCACAUUAAUCCAGACAUAGCAGAUAGCUCUGGUAACACGGGAUUGCUUUACUCAGCACUGGGUGGUCACGUUGACCUUGUGAUUAUGUUUUUUAAGAAGAAGUGUAACGUAUCUCAUGUCAAUAGAGAAGGAUCCACUUUAUCAUUAUUAGCAUGUAAGAGUGGACAGGUAGCAUUAGUCGAUCAGCUUAAGCAGUUUGAUAUUUUCUCAGAAGACAACAUAGACUUUAACGGAUGUGGAGUAGUACAUUAUUGUGCUAUGACUGACAGUGUGGACCUUCUGGUGUAUCUUUAUAAUACUUAUAAAAGUGAAUUAUUUCAAAAAAGAAAUCGUUUUGGUGCAACACCACUUCAUAUAGCAUGCCAGUAUGCUUCAUCAGGUUUCAUUAUGAAAAUGGUUAAUAUUUUUGGAUAUAAAGUAUUACUAGAAGAUGAUUAUAGUGGUUGCUCUUCUCUUCAUUACUUAUGCAGUGGAUUGGUUGAUAAAUACUGCAUUACAGAAGUGUAUAAUAAGCUCACUGCACCAUGUGAUAUACCUUUUUUUAUGCAAAUUCCUACAUUUUACACAAUAAACAGUAACAUUUUUCAGAAGUAUAUAUCACUAAAUAUAAAUGUUACUAAACAGCAUAAAAAGUAUAACUUAAAUGUCAGUCAACAAGACUACAAAGGUGUAGUACCAUUAGCAUUAGCUUGUAUGUCAGGUAGUAUUAAUGCAGUGGAAUUUAUUAUCAAUGCUACUGACAUUGAUAUCAAUAUAACCUGUAAUGAUGGUAGAACACCUCUUCAUUAUUCAUGUCGUCAUGGUAACGUUGAUCUUAGUCAAUAUCUCAUUGAAGUACAAGACAGUGACAUUAACAUAACACAUAAUGAGAAAUUGAAUACAUUAGGUCAUAGUGCUAGGGGUGGUAACAUAAAGCUAGUCCAAUACCUCAUUAAUAAUUAUCAAUUGCCUCUCUCAUCAAAUGUAUUAAUUCAAGCAGUAUUUAGUAAUAAACUGCCAUUAAUUAAAUUAUUAAUUAAUGAACACAAACUAAAUCCUCAUGUUAAAGGUGGUGACAACAUGCAAGCAGUUCAUUUUGCAGCUCAAAGUGGUAGUAUUAAUGUUCUAGAAUAUUUAGUAAAAGAUUGUGGAUGUGAUUUGGAUAGUGUAGGUGGACAAUACAAAAUGAAUGUGCUUCAAUAUUCUACAUUAAAUGGUCUGUUUUCAUUAAUUAAGUAUAUUAUUAAUAAUUAUCCACAAUAUACCAGUUUAUUACAUUCUACUGAUGAUAAAGGUGCGCUACCAAUUCAUUUAGCUUGUGCUAGUGGUGUCAUACAACUAGUGACAUUUCUAAUUGAUGAAAUGAAAUGUGAUAUCACUACUGAAGAUAAAGAUGGCUACACUUGUGUUACAAGAGCAUGCGAAUCUGGAAAUCUUGAUCUUUUAAAACUAUUAAUAAACAAAUACAACCUUAAUCCAAGAAUUCUUGGCGGAAAAUUAUCACCAACAGUUGCAGUGUUUGAUGGAUAUGUGUAUAUACUAGAAUGGCUCAGACAAGAGUAUCAUAUCAAUGUAGUCUCAUUUAAGAAAAGUUCAUUACCUUUUGAUGCUGCACAACGUAACCAUUUGUAUUGUUUAAAGCAUUUAUUAAGCAAUUAUUUAUUUGAUAUUAAUGCCAUUCAUCCUUUUGAUGAUUCUCAACCUACACUCCUUCACAUAGCAUGUCAAAAAGGACAUGUUGCUAUAGUUCUUUACCUCACUAGUCUUCCUCAGUGUGACGUAUCAGCUAAAACUUCAAAUGGAUCAACAGUUCUUCAUUUAUCAUGUAAAAGUCAUUCUCUUCCUAUACUCAAACAUCUAGCGGAGGAGCAUCAGUUGGAUCUCACUAUUAAAGAUUACAAUGGUAUGGCUCCAGUUCAUGUAGCCUGUGAAGAAGGAUCAUUGAGUAUAGUCAAGUACAUUAUAGACCAUUCACCAUUAUCUCUUGACUUGACUGACUCUUUUGGACGUACUCCACUACUUAUUGCAGCUUUCUCUAAGAACCUUCCCAUCAUUCGUUACCUCAACAGUAAAAACUGCAACAUUUCUAUACUGGACGAUAAAGGGUUUAACGUAAUACACAUAUCGGCAAAGAGAGGGUCUUUGGAUGUAUUGAGGUUUUUCAUUGAUGGUCGUUACUGUAAUCCUGAUAUCACUGAUGCUUCUGGUUGUACUCCACUUUAUCUGUCAGCUCAAGAGGGUCACUUGGAAUUAGUAAAAUAUCUAUUGGAUAGUCCAAGCUACAAUAAACCACGUGUAGAAUUAAUAGACAUGGCAGAUAGCAAUGGUAACACAGCACUUCAUGCAGCAUGCAGCCAGGGUCAUCCUGAUAUAGUGUCUACUAUAGCAGGAGCUUACAUGUCUCUUAAUAUUGAUAUUUAUUCAAUUAAUGAGAAGAGACAGACUCCAUUACACUUAGCAGCAGCUAAUGGUCACGUUAAUACAGUCGUGUCUCUGUUAUCAGUGACUACUGGUACUAGAAAUCAUGAGAAGCUCCUUGGAGCAGUGGAUGGUGAUGGUUGUUCUUGUCUUCAUUUAGCUUGUCGAAAUGACAAAGACAGUAAUGGAUUCACUGGUGUUCAUGCUGCCUGUCAAGCUGGUAACAUGCGACUGGUAUUACAUUACUUAAAUGAACUGAAGUGCAAUCGUUAUUUAGAAACAUAUGACUCUAAAGGUCUGUUGUAUUUUGCUUGUUUGAGCGGUCACUUGGAAAUGGUUCGUAUUUUAAUGGAAAAGUAUCAGUUGAAACCAGUUGAAGGAGACAUUGAUGCAGCCCAGUCAAUCAAAGGAGGAGAGUCUAUAGUAAAAUUGAUGCUGAGAUGGUUCUACUUCAUAAAAUUAGUACGAGAAAUGAUUAAAGAGGCAGAGAGAAGACAAGUAAUACCUAUAGCUACUAAACCUCGUCCUUCAUUUUUAUCUUCUUAA
Messenger RNA from Amphimedon queenslandica, 3894 nucleotides. Its product is annotated as ankyrin-3-like. The record is from RefSeq and is a predicted model, not a curated record. The coding region runs from base 1 to 3894 and encodes 1297 amino acids. NCBI's taxonomy places the organism in Eukaryota, Metazoa, Porifera, Demospongiae, Haplosclerida, Niphatidae. The transcript is spliced from 5 exons. Gene Ontology annotation, molecular function: protein binding.